CCUCCUGAGCAACCUGACCAGGAAAGCACAGAGGGAGAAUAGGCUCAGUACUGGGCUGACAGCUUACAUCUUGGGUAAGUCCGGUUCCAUGAGAUAAACUACUAAGCUACCAGGAAACGCGAAGGCACUGGGUAUAUUUGGUCCCUUAGCACUGGGUGGGUUUCUACACAGCGCCCCCCUGGAGGCUGAACCACUGACUGGAAGACUCUUUUCCCCCACCUCCACUCUAUCCGAUUUAACUCACACCAGAGGCCAGCAUGGAGGUGGUGUCGGUGGGCAACCUCAUCGACUUCGACCUCCCCUCCAGCACCAAGGGAGCCCCACCUCCCAUCUCUGGCGGCACCCUCCUCCUCCAGCCGGACGUCUUCGCUACGCAGAGCCUGCUGCCCUCUCCGAUCCUGCCCUCGCCUCUAGCGCCUCUUGCGCCUCUUGCGCCUCUUGCGCCCACGGCGGUGCCCACCGAUGACGAUGGCGACAGCGAUGCCACCGAAUCGGCCGACAGCGAGAACGACGGCGCCAAGUCACCCUCCCUCCAGUCGCAGACGUCACGACGCUCCUCAUCCUCGUCGACCCACAGUGCGGAGGACGAGGAGGUCACAGAGAAGAGGGAGUUUGUUAAGGCCUAUGUGGAGAAAGUGUUCCAUGGCAGGGAGGACUUUGACCAGGAGGAGAAGGCCCGCUUCGGGGAGCUGUGCAGUGGAGAGUCCGGCAGCAAAGGCAGGGAGUGGUUCGCCCGAUACGUCAGUGCACAGCGCUCCAACUCCAAGUGUGUGAGCGAGCAAACCUUCUACAGACUGGUGCAGUCCUUUGCCGUGGUGCUGUAUGAGUGCCACCAGAUGGAUGAUUACGGUCCUGCCAAGAACCUGAUGACCAUGUGCUUCACCUACUACCACAUGGGCAAGUCGCAGCUGUCACCCACAGAGCUUCUGGACCGUCCGAGUUCAGGAAUGGACUCUUACCUGCGGACCGCCAAUUCCUGGCUCUCGGGCAAGAAGGACAUGGCCGAGAGGCUGCUGAAGACCACCUCAGCCAGGUCUGACGUCAAGGGCUUCUUCGGAGGCCUGGAGAGCAAGCUGAGAGGCCCAUCUGCUUGCAAGAAUGAAGAACCAGAGAGUCCAGUCGAUGGAAGGCCCAAAACUCCAGCAUCCCCGGAACCACCCGAGGAGAAGAAGAUAGAGAAGAUGUACCUGUACACCCAGCUCAAUCAGCAGCCAAUCUGGCAAACGCUGCGGUUCUGGAAUGCAGCCUUCUUCGACGCCGUCCAUUGUGAGAGGAGGAAGAUGUCGCCCACCACAAGGCUCUCAGCUGAGGAGGAGAAAGAUGAGAGGGAGAAAUGGUGUCACAUGACCCAGGAGGAGAGAGACGACACAUCAAGGUUCAAUGAGAAUAUCACCUUCGGACAGCUAGGAACCUUCACCCACAACAUGUUGGCAUUUGGCUUGAGCAAGAAACUCUGCAAUGACUUCCUGAAAAAGCAGGCUGUCAUAGGAAACCUGAAUGAAGAGCAAUACAAGCUACUGAGUGACCACAUCCAACAGAUGGCCCAGGAGUGAGGGAGAGGAGAGGAGAGGAGAGGAGAGAGCAGCUCUCUGCAGUGAAGGCUUGGACUCCAACACAAAACCCACACACCCAGUGCAUAUCAGGAGACACACACAUACACACAAAUAUAUAUAUAUACAUAUAUACACAGAUAUACACCUUCAUACUUCCAUCCAUACACGUACACAUAAAUAUAUAAACACACAGAUAUUAACAUUCACUUGUAAUACACUUGUAGCUUUUCCUUAUCCGACAGUCAACUCUCACACUACACAAGCUCUUAGGCUACAGAAACAAAAUCUCUAAUAACGUCUCCCAGCUACUGGUCAUUCCCCCGAAGAAUACUGCCACUUUGAAGUGGUUUUUUUUGGGUCGUUACGUCAAAUAUGAAGUCUAUCGCAGUUUGAAGAUAAGGAUUGCUGACAUUAACAUUAUCAACUAAAAUAUUUGCUCUGAACUCACAACAUAUCUUCAGAGUUUGCAUUCUCCUGUAAUCUAUCCUGAGAUGUUAGUCUUCCUUGUUUGAUUUAUGGCUACCUUCUUACCUUAAGUCAAUUAUUGUGAGUUUUUGUCUGUGGCCUUAUUUAUGACCCUAAGAGAAUUCUCCAUGUUGUAAAAGUGCCUUUGAAUACGUUAAAUCAGAUUUUUCUUAUUAUUUUUUUCUUAUUACUGAGUAUAGUGUUGCAUGUUGAGUAAAGAAUAUCAGCAACAGUCCUGGUAUAACAGCAUGCAUAUCAGAACUCACAGUCCUGCUGAGGAUAAUGAUUGUUUUGGUCUUUUUGUUGUAUGGUGGAUGUAGCUUGUCCAUAUUAGUUCAAUACUGCUGUGUUUUGACGUUUUUCACCCAGGCAUGCUUUGUCCUAUAAGGCAUGUAGAAGUGCUAAAGUUUUCCGUCCAAGUGUAUUUUGGUCAGUGCAUGUUGGUAACAUGUAAUUGCGUUAGUUUGACCACUAGAGGGCAGUCACAGCACUGAAUUACAAUACGAGUCGCUGCUAUGCUGAUGACUCAAGUUGAGUCUCCCUUUGUGGUCUUGGGGAGAAGUUGUGGAUCAACAGAGACCUUACAUUCGACACAUUCUUUGCAUUUUACAUUCUGUAAAUACAAGAAAAAACACUGAUAUGUCACAAAUCAUAUUUACGCUGACAGGCUUUUUUGCAAUACUAAAGCUAGAUGAAAAGUGAUCAAAUGAUCAAGAAUGUAACCAGUGCUGCUUGUACAAUGUGUUGCACGGACAUCUCCUAGUAGGUGUCAUUUAAAACAUGGUAGCUAUGUUGUUGCCUAUGAUUCAGUGUGUGGUUGAUACUGUGUCCUGUGCCCCCAACUGUAAAGCAUACUGUAUACUACUAUAUAUGUUGUUAUUGUGCAAUUUAGUUCAAGUAUUAAGACUAGAAGGCUUUGCUCUCUGUUCUUGCCUUUGGGUCCUUCAUUUUGUGAUUAAAGCCAACUAAUACUAACAUCACCACCAGCCCACCGAACCACAGUGAAAACAUACCACUGACUUCUUUUGGGUGUUCGGUGUCCUUUGUCACUCAUGUACGUACAUGAUGCUGUGUGAGGUAUCGCUGCUGGGGUGACACUUUCUGUGUCUUCUGUCUCUGUGGGUGGCGCUGCAACAGCUAGACAGGAUGUCUUUUGUUUGUUUUUUUCCACCCAUCUAGGACUCAUUAGAAAGGACAUGACCCCCUGUGUCUGUGAGCGGAGAGGGCUCUCCCACUGUAGUGGCAGUUUAGCAGGGGAGCAGCUGGGCUCGCUGGUGAAAUGUGUGAAGAGUCACGCCACGCGUUGGGAUUGUAAUGCGUGGCAAAACAAUAGCCUCCAUUAAAUGAAGUCCCCUUAAGUGUGAAUCGUGUUCCUGUGUCAGUGGAUUUUGUAGUCUCUUUUCACACAGCCAUUUCUCUGUGGUCACUGAACUUUUCAAAAGACGUGAUUUACAAAACCGUGGGAUUGGUAGGAAGGAAGUUAGAUGAACAAGCUGCCUGCCCACACAGUACGCCUUUGCUUGGUCAGAUCUUUUAUAACCUAGCACGGACACCCGAGCGAAGCUCGUCCGAGAAAAAGCCACAAGAGUAAACAGUCUCUGGGCUUUCAGAUUAAAUCACAUCCUCUGCUCCCAUACUCUUUGCCUCUCCCUCUCCUGCAGACAGAUACACAGCAUGUGGAUGGGUGCAAGCAGGGCAUGCCCAGUUGCUUCCACUAAUCCAGCCACAGUGAGAUCAGUGUUUUGGGGGUAUGAGAAGGCUCCAUAUUUAGAUGUAGGGAGAAGGGAGUGAAUUCUUGUAGAGAUGGUCAUCAGUGCACCUACCCCAUAGAUUAGACUGAUGAUGGUUUUAGGUUCACUUGGUUGGGUGUAGUUGGUUUUAUUUUGUUAGUUAGUCGAGCCAUCCGUCGUCACAGCAUCCCCUGCGUCUUUGCUGGGCGAAAGGCACUCCAGUGUAUUUGUGGCAUGAUCAGUGGCAGCACAGGAGUUACAACCGCAUACCACCACACAGUUACAGAAAGCCGUCCAGUGUUUUAGCAGACUAGUCUUAUUGCUUUUGUGAGAUGUUUGUGUUUCUGUUCACAACCCUUGUGUCUGCGGUGAUGACUCCCAACACUGCGAGGUCUGAAUGGAUGGAUGGUGUCCAAAACAAUGUGUUGACAAAUGUAAUUAAUAAAUAUUUAUUUUUCAUGUGA
Molecule: messenger RNA, 4212 nt
Organism: Clupea harengus (Atlantic herring)
Lineage: Eukaryota; Metazoa; Chordata; Actinopteri; Clupeiformes; Clupeidae
Product: KIAA0513 ortholog
Source: RefSeq, a predicted model, not a curated record